This is a messenger RNA of Leucoraja erinaceus (little skate), 3707 nucleotides long. RefSeq names its product rho GTPase-activating protein 17-like. The transcript has 21 exons. Bases 181 to 2781 code for a protein of 866 amino acids. Gene Ontology annotation, biological process: regulation of actin cytoskeleton organization; positive regulation of GTPase activity; signal transduction. The record is from RefSeq and is a predicted model, not a curated record. NCBI's taxonomy places the organism in Eukaryota, Metazoa, Chordata, Chondrichthyes, Rajiformes, Rajidae. Gene Ontology annotation, molecular function: GTPase activator activity; protein binding. Gene Ontology annotation, cellular component: intracellular anatomical structure; cytosol; cytoplasm.
CGGAAGUGCGCCGCGCAGCAGUUUCCGGCGGCCGGGGUUUGUGACGGUUGAGCGCGGGGCGGACGAGGCCGAGCGUGGAGACGGUUCGAGGUCCCCGAGCCAUGGUGGGCACGGCGGCGCGCACGCCGGGGUACAGCCGCUAACUCAGCUUAACUCAGAGGGCCGCGGGACGGAGGCACCAUGAAGAAGCAGUUCAACCGAAUGCGGCAGCUGGCCAACCAGACCGUGGGCAGAGCUGAGAAGACUGAGGUACUUAGCGAUGACCUGCUGCAGAUUGAGAAGCGGAUGGAUACAAUCAGAAUUAUUUCUCAUACUAUUCAUAAAAGACUGGCUGCGUGUUUGCAAGUUCAACAGGGCACCGACGUGGACAAACGAUGUAAAAAGUUGCCACUUAUGGCUCUAUCCCAAAGCAUGCAAGAAGGACUCGGCUACUUGGGCGAUGACUCUCUCAUUAUGAAAUUGCUGGAAACAUGUGGUGAAGCAGAGAAUAAACUGGCAUUUGAACUUGCUAAUUUUGAAUUUCAAAUUGAGAAGGAUAUCCUUGAUCCAUUCAGCAAUUUAGCAGAGAUGGAGAUUCCUAACAUUCAGAAGCAGAGGAAACAGUUGGCUAAACUUGUACUUGACUGGGAUUCAGCAAAAAUGCGGUAUAACCAAGCACACAAAGCCGCGUUUUCAGGAGCCAAUUUUCAGGCAGUAGCAGCAAAGAUGGACUCCCUCAGGGAGGAAAUGGAUGAAGCUGGAAAUAAAGUGGAACUCUGUAAAGAUCAACUUGCAGCUGAUAUGUACAACUUUAUUUCCAAAGAAGGUGAUUAUGCAAGAUAUUUUGUAACGUUACUGGAAGCACAAGCAGAUUACCAUAGAAAAUCACUAACAGUCUUAGAUCGAGUUCUUCCAAUGAUCCAAAACCAACAAGAUACAUGGACAGAGAAGCCUGCAUUUGGAACGGAAUUGGAAGAACACCUGAAGCGUAGUGGCCGUGAGAUAGCUCUCCCGAUUGAGGCUUGUGUAAUGAUGCUGUUAGAAACUGGUAUGAAAGAGGAGGGCCUUUUCCGGAUUGCUCCUGGAGCCUCCAAACUGAAAAAACUAAAAGCUGCACUGGAUUGCUCUACUUCCCAGCUUGAGGAAUUUUAUUCUGACCCACAUGCAGUUGCAGGUGCCUUAAAAUCAUAUCUGAGAGAACUUCCCGAACCUUUAUUGACAUUCCAGCUCUACGAUGAGUGGGUCCAGGCUGCGAGUGUGCCAGAAACAGACAAGAAACUGCAAGCCCUCUGGUUAAUCUGCAGCAAAAUGCCAAAGUCCCACAGUUCUAACUUCAGGUAUCUUAUAAAAUUUCUCUCAAAACUUGCACAAUAUAGUGAGAUGAACAAAAUGACUCCCACCAACAUUGCAAUUGUGCUGGGACCCAACCUACUAUGGGCUAAAAACGAAGGGAUUCCUGCAGACCUGGCUGCAGCUACCUCUGUCCAUGUGGUUACAAUCAUUGAUCCGAUUAUCCAGCAUGCUGACUGGUUCUUCCCAGAUGACUUGGAUUUCAACGUGUCAGGCAUGUUUACUCCAAUGACUCCUGCCAAUCAAUUUAAUAACCUACCUAUGUUUGGUGGUGACACUGACAGUAACACACUGGAGAGGAAAAGGCCUAUCAGUGUGACAGCUGUUGAGGAUUUAUCAAAAAAAGAAAGCCUUGGUGUAAAGAUUAUUGACCCUCAGUUGAAUCCUCGCAGAGCUGGCACUCUGUCCAGGAAGCACACAUCCCCAACUGUCCAGCCGCCUCCCCCUCCUAUCGAGGCUGUACCUAUCAUUGAGCAGCAGCAACCCGGCUUGGGCUUUGACCCUUGCCCAGCCACUGCGCUAUCUUCUGCUAGUGUGACAGAGCCUCAGACUCAGGAAGCUGACGAAAACAGUUUUUCAAAGUCCAAAGAUCCUGCUAGCACCUUGUCACCUUUGAAGAAUGGUGCCAGCAUAGCCAGUACAGGCCAGAAUCCAUCACAGCCAACUGGCACAGGAGCUGGUCAGCUCUCUGUUGCUCCAGGGCCAGUUACAUCUGGUCCUAGCCCACAUGUAAUCAGAAGAGCAACGAAGAAGCCUGCUCCUGCUCCUCCAAAGCCUUCAAAUCCACCACCUGGACAGCCUGCGGCUCAUGGAACAGGUCCGCCUGUUAACCAAGCCUCUUCACAUUCACCAAAACAGCCUGGCCAAGUUGCCUGUACAUCUCCAAUUCCGCCUGGAAACCAUAGUCCUCUACAGUCCCAUGGCCAGUCGCCUUCGCAACCCACAACCCACGUUCGCAGACAUUCUAAUAAUCAGAUGAUUAUUCAGGCCCCAAAUCAUCCCCCUCCUCAACCUCCAGCGCAGCCUACUAAUCCAUAUCCCUGCAAGGCUUCUUGUGAGCAAGCAGUGGAUCAGUCCUCCAGCAGUCCCCCUGGCACACCCACUCCCCCAAGCACACCUCCAUUAGGGACACAUGGUGCCGGUUUCCAGCUAACUCAGCACUUUACACAAGCCCAGGGUUUUCCUGCAAAUCAGGACCUACAGUCCCAGCCUUCUCCUCAUUUUGCCACCUUACCAAGGGCACGGCCGGUGCCAAAACCAAGAAACCGACCCAAUGUUCCACCACCUCCGCAGCCACCAGUAACAGCCACCACAGCAAGCUCUUCCAUUCCUGCAGAGCACACGGUUUCUAACAUGGCUGCUACAGCUUCAAAAAUAGUUACUGGUUUGGGAGAAGACUCUGCAGUGAGAUUCCGAUUCAACUGUGAAAGAGCAGGACUGGAAACACUCUGAAUCACCCCUGGAGCAGAUGUCUGCCCCAGAGAUCGUGGAAAUGAGAAUAUGUGAACAGCAGGAUGUCGAUAAUGACACGGAGAGCACUGCUUUGUGAAAGGUCGCCAGUCUGCAACAUUUGCACCACUAUACUGUAUUCUUCAAGGCUUCAUCUGCUGCUGUCUUAAUUUUGCUGCAUCUCCAAAGUGCAACUUUCAGCAAAGUAAACUUUGUUUUUCCUCAACUAGACAUGCUCAUAUUGCAUGGAAUCUAAUUACAAGGGCUCAUCAAUACCACUAAUGUGGACUCUGUACUGCUCCAAACCCUUGGUAUUCAGGAGAUGGCUCUGACAGAUAUUGUCUCUUUGUGGAAAACCUAGGUUGCAUGAAAAGCAAUUGCCCUACGGGAUUUUGACUCUGGAUGAAUAGCCACUCAUAGGUUGAAGUUGUAUUAACAGUGCCUUGUGCAAUUUUCAAGUUUCCAGAUGGAAAUUUACAGUGGUCUUAUAUUUUUCUUUUUAAAAAUUGUACUUUAAGCAAUGUCCAGAUUUUGUACAAGAUUAUUAUUGUGUUGAGUUUGACAUACACAUGUGAAUGGUACUGUGCUGAAAUUUAGUCUGCUCAAUCUGUACAUUUGUAUUUAUCCUGAAUGCAGAUUGCUGGUAAGAUUAAUGUAAAACCAACCAUACUAGGUUGGUGUUCACCUUGAAGCUUUUUCCUCUCUUUAACAUGAAGUGCACUUCCUGCCUUAAAAGUCUUGUUUUGCAUUCAAGGCAAUUUUAUAUCUGAUUAAAACUGAACAAAUAAUUAAGCUUAAUAUUGUUUUCACCAGUUUGAAAAUUUGUUUUGAAUUAGAAACCUGUGCAGUCUGGAAAAUGCACAUGUUGAAAUUCUGUAUUAAAAAAGAAAUAAAAUAAACCACUAAGCUGGUUGCUUGUGGACAUGGUC